This is a messenger RNA of Boleophthalmus pectinirostris (great blue-spotted mudskipper), 3760 nucleotides long. It is a transcript of the gene msh3, whose product is annotated as mutS homolog 3 (E. coli). The record is from RefSeq and is a predicted model, not a curated record. Gene Ontology annotation, cellular component: nucleus. Bases 261 to 3563 code for a protein of 1100 amino acids. Gene Ontology annotation, molecular function: mismatched DNA binding; ATP binding; ATP-dependent DNA damage sensor activity. NCBI's taxonomy places the organism in Eukaryota, Metazoa, Chordata, Actinopteri, Gobiiformes, Gobiidae. Gene Ontology annotation, biological process: mitotic recombination; somatic recombination of immunoglobulin gene segments; mismatch repair. The transcript has 24 exons.
UUCCCAAGAUAUUGAGGAGGAUCAGUGACAGUUGUGUUUGGCAGGGGCAUUAUGAGCAUUAUGCACCGAUGCUGAAGAUGGCGAUAGAGCGCACGACUGACAAAGGAUUACGUCACUACGCUGUAGGAGGACGCACACGUCGCCGGUGUUCUUUCAGGCAAGCUUUUCAGCUUCUUUUACUACACAUUCUGCAGCUGCAAAACCGUGGCUGUAGAGCUAUACCUAAUUCGGUAUAUUUCUGUAAAUGGGUCGAAUAAAACAUGCGAAAGUGUGUGAAAAAGUCAUGCACCGCUCAGAGCACGAUCAGCGCUUAUUUUGAACCACCAAGCAGUGCUACAACCACUGAGUGCAAGGAUAAACAAAAUGCAUCCAACCCACUGGCCUUUAAAAACAAGCACAAACGCACUUCUACCAGCAAGUUUGAUAGUAAUAAUAACGGUCCUGGAUGUGGUCCAUCAAAACGGUUCAAACUCCCCCUCAGAAAGCAGGAAGAGGAGAAAGAAUCUACUAGGAACAAUGCAGGUGCAGUGCACAAUGGUCAUUUUCUAUCAACCAUUGAUGGGGGCUUAUGCACAUCCACCUUGGAAAAACUAAGAGGUUUUGCCUGCAAAGAUGAUGAUGCACAUAUUGCUAUACAGAAGGAUGGAACCGGAGCUGGCAUUUGUGAAUUUCAACUGUCAGGAUCAAAACAAGGCAAUGAAAUGGAGAAAGUAGAAACUGAAAAAAACAAGGCAGAGGAAGACUAUAAGACAAGCCUUGUGCUGUCCUCUUUCUCUCAGUUUGCCAGUCCAGGAGUUGAGAGAAAAAGUAGAGAGCCUUGCCUUCUGGCAGACAGAACAUCACCGCCCAGGUGCUCAAAGAGUGUGUACACCCCACUGGAGCAGCAGGUGAUUGACCUGAAGCUGCGUCACCAAGAUGUCCUGUUAGCUAUCGAGUGUGGAUACAAGUACAGAUUCUUUGGAGAGGAUGCAGAGAUUGCUGCAAAGAUUCUCAGUGUCAGCUGCUAUUCUGAUCAUAAUUUUAUGACAUGCUGCAUCCCUACACAUCGCCUUUUUGUUCAUGUCAGACGCCUUGUGGCACACGGGCACAAGGUUGGUGUAGUGAAACAAACAGAGACGUCUGCGAUCAAAGCUUCAGGAGCCAAUAAAAAUGCUCUGUUCACUCGAGAACUAACAGCUCUUUACACAAAGUCCACUUUAGUUGGAGAAGAUGUGAACCCUGUGUGUAAGAUUGAAGACAUACCUGAAGUAUGUAGUGAUGGGCCUAGCAUGGACCCUCCUCACAGCUUCUUACUCUGCAUCAGUGAAAACUGGGACAAACAACACAAGCAGCUUACUGUUGGCCUUGUGGCUGUGCAGCCCAGCACCGGGGACGUGUUCCUGGACAGUUUUUCUGACAGUUCGUCUCGUUCUGAGCUGGAGGCCAGAAUCCUGAAGAUAAAUCCUGUGGAGAUCCUGGUGUCUUCUGACCUAUCAGAGCUCACACUCAAACUACUCCACAGCAUCACAACUGCCAGCCCCCACGCUGAUGACCGAGCGCGACUUGAGACCAGAGACAGUGCUCAGUUUGAGUUCACCACUGCAAUGAACACAGUCACCAAGUUCUAUACCCAGAGCCAGGACAAAGACUCUCACUCUCUUUCAAGUGUAGCAUCCUUAGAGAGCCCAGUUAUCUGCUGUCUGGGGCCUCUCAUCCAAUUCCUCAAAGAAUUCAAACUGGAGAGAGUUCUUGGAAGUGAAUGUCAUUUUCAGCAUCUACUCAGUGGAUCAGAAACUAUGACACUUGGUGCUGCCACCCUUAAGAACCUGGAAAUCCUAAGAAACCAGACAGAUGGGUUGGUGAAGGGCAGUCUGCUGUGGGUGCUGGACCACACUCACACUGCGUUUGGGCGAAGAUUAAUGAGGAAGUGGGUGAGCCAGCCGCUUAUGGACCCACAGUCCAUCUCAGACAGACUGGAUGCCGUGCAGGAGCUCUUGGAGUCAGACUCUGUCACGUUAACAUCUCUUAAAUCACUGCUGUGGCAUUUACCUGAUGUGGAGCGAGGCAUUUGCAGCAUAUAUCACAGAAAGUGCUCCACACAGGAGUUUUACCUUGUCACCAGUGCACUGUCUAAUGUGGGAUACAGACUGGAGGCCCUGUUACCAGCUGCCCAGUCCCAGGUCACUUCCCCUUUGCUGCAGAGCCUUCUAUUCAACACUCCUGAACUGCUGGCACCUGCUCAUGGUGUUAUCAAGGUGCUCAACGAAAAUGCUGCAAAAUCAGGAAACAAAACUGAGUUGUUCUCAGAUUUGUCAGGUUUCCCUGUGCUUCAGGACAGGAAAGAACAGAUUCAGGCAGUGUUCAGCGAGAUCCAAGAACACAUUUACGAAGUCCGAAUGUUGCUAAAGAACCCUUCUCUCAGCUAUAAGACUGUGUCAGGGCAAGAGUUUCUAAUUGAAGUGAGGAAUUCUCAAGUUUCCACAAUACCCACUGACUGGACAAUUGUUAGCAGCACCAAGACAAUGGUCAGAUAUCACUCCCCUUUCCUAGUGGAGCAUUAUAAGAAGCUACAACAGCUCAGGGAACAGCUGCAGCUAGACUGCCAGAGGGAGUGGAUCCGAUUCUUGGAUCAGUUUGGGGAGCACUAUCACACUAUAAAAAGAGCUAUUAGUCACCUAGCAACCAUGGACUGUCUCUUUUCAUUGGCUGAGGUGGCUAAGCAAGGGGACUAUUGCAGGCCUGUAGUGAAUAGCAGUGACCAGUUGAUUAUGAUUCGAAAUGGUAGACAUCCCAUCAUAGAUCUUCUAAUGGGAGAGCAAAGCCAGUAUGUGCCCAAUGACACAGAACUACAGAUUGAUAGUAGGAGAGCCAUGGUAAUCACUGGUCCUAACAUGGGAGGGAAGAGCUCCUACAUCCGACAGGUGGCUCUCAUCUGCAUCAUGGCUCAAAUGGGUUCCUAUGUCCCAGCCACUGAAGCCCGUCUGGGUCUACUGGAUGGUAUUUACACCAGAAUGGGGGCCUCAGACAACAUCUACAGCGGCCGCAGUACUUUCAUGCAUGAGCUGAGUGAAGCCUCUGACAUUAUUUUCCGAGCCACUGAGCGCUCACUGGUUAUCCUGGACGAGCUGGGCCGAGGCACCAGUACACACGAUGGGAUAGCCAUAGCUUACGCCACAUUGGAAUACUUCAUCACACAAGUGAAGUCAUUUACAUUGUUUGUGACGCAUUAUCUUCUUCUGAGCGAACUGGAGCAACUGUAUCCUCAACAUGUUUUCAACUGCCACAUGGCUUUCCUGAUAAAUGAUCCUGAUGUUGCAAGUGCAGAUGAUGAAGUCCGCCCUGAGUUCAUUACCUUCCUGUAUCAACUGACUGGAGGUGCUGCCGAGCGGAGCUAUGGUUUGAAUGUGGCCCGGUUGGCGAACAUUCCUGAUGCCAUUCUGAACAGGGCAGCUCAUAAGGCUCGGGAGCUGGAGAAUACGGUGAACAAUAAAAGGAAGAAUAAGAAACUCAUUACAGAUCUAUGGAAGAUUUCAGAUAAAAAUGCGCUGAUGGAGUGGCAGAUGUUAAGCCACUCUUCCACCUAGGAAGAGAUCUCGAGACAAAGAUUAAACAUCAAAGAACGUCAGAAAAGCACCAAGAGGUUAUCUAUAAGCUUUGCUGUAUUUGUACUUAUAUUAAAACUGAGUAGAUCAACAAAAUCAUACAUCAACUGAACUAUGACUAAAUAAUGAAUAACUUGUAUAUGAUCAAUUUUUGGUGAAUAAAAUUGUAUGAAACAGAA